Lethenteron reissneri (Far Eastern brook lamprey) is the source of this 2138-nucleotide messenger RNA. It is a transcript of the gene EIF5A, whose product is annotated as eukaryotic translation initiation factor 5A. The record is from RefSeq and is a predicted model, not a curated record. Gene Ontology annotation, biological process: positive regulation of translational elongation; positive regulation of translational termination. NCBI's taxonomy places the organism in Eukaryota, Metazoa, Chordata, Hyperoartia, Petromyzontiformes, Petromyzontidae. Gene Ontology annotation, molecular function: ribosome binding; RNA binding; translation elongation factor activity.
AGCCACGCCUACCAAACCCUGAAGCCACGCCCCCCCCACCCGAGAGACGCAGGCCGCAAGGCCCCCCGCGCAUGCGCACUGCGGCCUCCUCGUCGUCGCCCGGAGUCGGAGUGGCACAUUUGGGCAACGGCAUGGCGGAUCAUGACAUCGACUUCAACACCGGCGACGCCGGCGCCUCGGCCACCUUCCCCCAGCAGUGCUCGGCAUUGCGCAAGAACGGAUACGUGGUCCUCAAGGGACGCCCGUGCAAGAUCGUAGAGAUGUCGACCUCCAAGACGGGCAAACACGGCCACGCUAAGGUCCACAUGAUCGGCAUCGACAUCUUCAACGGCAAGAAGUAUGAGGACAUCUGCCCCUCCACCCACAACAUGGACGUGCCCAACAUCAAGCGCAACGACUACCAGCUGAUUGGCAUCCAGGACGGAUACCUCACCCUUCUCAUGGACAAUGGCGAGCUGCGCGAGGACCUGAAGCUGCCCGAGGGCGAGUUGGGCAAGGAAAUCGAGCAGAAGCACGAGGCCGGGGAGGAGAUGCUGGUCACAGUGCUGUCCGCCAUGAAUGAGGAGAGCGCUGUGGGCAUCAAGGCGAUGGCUAAAUAAGGCGGGUUGUGGCCUUGCUUAUUGGAGGUGUGAAUGCUAACAAGAGAAGACAACACAAGUUUAUUAAAAUAACAGAAAUCACUGCGAUCGACCGACAUUAUCCAGGCCCAACCCAAACAUUUAGUUUUAUUUUCCAUAAAAAAACAACCCCCCACACACACAAUCUGCCGCCCCCCCCUCCACACAACUCCUGAAAACUAGAAGACAAAUUAGCAAAGAGGUUUUUUUUUUAGCGAGAUCUCUUGAUGCCAAGGGACACCCCCCCCCCCCCCCCCCCCCCCGUAAGAAGGCGUUCGGCCCAUUCCAGUCUCGCCCUGUUCCUUCGAACCAACCAAACCACCCACGGCGGUCAGCGUCGCCGCCGGUCAAGCACUGCUGAGACCGCGCUCCGCUGGCAAGGGGUAAAGGGGAACGAGGCGGCGCUACCCAUCCGUGCGUCCCUUCAAGUCCUGCUCCCCCCCCCCUCCACCUCGUAUCUACACGCAGACUCACGGAUCCGCUCACCCCACCCACCCCAACCCGUCCCUCGUCACCAAGCCCCCCACACGAACCGCAGACGUCUGUGACUCGAUCACCCGUGGGUUUCUGAUCUCGAGAUGGAAUGCGAAGCGAUGCGUGCGCACAGAAGCAAAGUGUAACCGUCGACAACAGCAUUUUUUGGCCACAACGCCUUAGCACAGCUUUGCCUUUUUACUUUUUUUUUCCCCCCCGUACCCGCCGCACCCACCGCCCCCCCCCCCCCCCUCCUUAAAAAAAAAAGCCGACAAGUAACAAAAAAUAAAAAUUCUACACAACAACAAACGUUUGCUCGGGUCCGUUGCGUGGUCUAAACCUUCCACACCCUCCCCCAAUACCACCGCCUCGCAAUCCCAGAAUCAAGAGGGUUGGUGGGGGUCGCGAGAACUGCCGACCUCUGCCAAGCGACGACGGUUUAGCGGUGGCGCUCGACUGGAAUGCGGUGGCCGCACCUCGACCAAGACUUGGCGCUCCUCUGGGCUGCUUGCGCUGUCCGUCACUCCCCCCUCCCUCCCCCCGUCCACCCCCCCCCCCACCCCGCCGUCCCAACACUGCCGAUCACCCGCCCCGCCAUGACGGCCGACGGAUAGGAAUAACUUCGACUAAAAAAAAAGCCGAAUGGAUGUUCCUGUUCGGAGGAAGAAGACGACGACGAUGGUGGAGGGUGUGGGGGGGGGGCGUUGGUGGCCGUCACGUUUCUUGCGUCGUCGAGAACCGAGAGAGGACGGGACAGAGAGUCGGGAGAGGUGCGUCCGCGCUCGUGACAAAAGUGAGAUCAAGGAAACAAAUUAAAACCACGACAAGCGGGAGGAGAGAGGAGCCCCGUUUGUAAUCGAUACACCCCCCUUACCCCCCCACCCCCCCCUGUGUUGUGGGCGAAGCGAGCGGACCGUGCCGGCGAGGGCGACGAUCCCCGCCGGCUGCCUGUGACCGUAGUAAGGCGGUCGCACGGCGUGUGUCUGGCCCGCGUCAUACUCCAAUGUUGCUGCGCAGUGCUAUGAAUAAUAAACAUUACGAGGCCAG